This is a messenger RNA of Camellia sinensis, 770 nucleotides long. RefSeq lists its product as uncharacterized. Lineage: Eukaryota; Viridiplantae; Streptophyta; Magnoliopsida; Ericales; Theaceae. The record is from RefSeq and is a predicted model, not a curated record.
UACAAGUAAAAAAAAUAUCUUCCAAUUCACUACCCACCAGGUGAGGAAGGGUCUGGUGGCCUGGCCCUGGUGGGUGAUGUGGUUGCCUUUAAAGUCACUGCUACCACACUAUACCUCUUCCUUCCUUGCACCAUCCAUCUCCUACAAGCUCAUUGAAGAGAGAGAAACUCAGAGAGAGAGAUGGGGAAUUGCCAAGCCAUUGAUAAUGCAACUCUGGCAAUACAACACCCAUGUGGUAGAGUGGACAAGCUGUAUUGGCCUGUCAAUGCCAGUGAGGUUAUGAAAAUGAACCCUGGCCAUUAUGUUGCUCUUCUCCUCACCACCACCACCACCACCACCACAGGCAGCCACAACAGCAGUAAUUCGGUACGCAUUACGCGUAUUAAGCUUCUCCGGCCAACGGAUACUCUAAUUCUUGGCCAAGUUUACAGGCUUAUCACCACUGAAGAGGUCAUGAAAGGAUUGUGGGCAAAGAAGUAUGCUAAGAUGAAGAAGAGGCAAUCAGAAUCACCUGAUAAGCAAGAAAGGAUGAAAGAGAAGAUGGGUUCUGAUUCUGAGAUGAAGAACACCAACCAGGUGCAAACACAUGAAAGGCAUCGACCGAGGACGACCACAACAGGGAACUCUGCGGCUGCCAAAUCAAGAGCAUGGCAACCUUCACUGCACAGCAUCUCUGAGGCCACAAUCUGAUUAUGUUUCUCUUAUUUCCAUACCAAACCAAUUGCAUGAAACAGAGAUGACUUGAGGUGGGCAAUCUGCUGACCCAAGGA